This is a messenger RNA of Salvia hispanica, 986 nucleotides long. RefSeq names its product Nuclear transport factor 2 (NTF2) family protein. NCBI's taxonomy places the organism in Eukaryota, Viridiplantae, Streptophyta, Magnoliopsida, Lamiales, Lamiaceae. The record is from RefSeq and is a predicted model, not a curated record.
UCGCAGCUAAAUCAGAUAUCAAUCUUCUACAAUGGCAGCUGCCAUAGGAUUCAGCACUUCCAUUUCUGUGCAGUUUAUACCAACAAAAGGAACAUCAAACCUUUCCAUUUCUAACAUCCCACUUAGACAAUCAAACACAGUUCAACCACUUAAGCCUACAAGAAGAAAACCAUACAACCUAUUUGUGGUUCCACCAAGCAGUCCUACCUCCGACACUAGUUCACUUUCUCCUGCAGCUCGAACGAUCAUGGAGUUCUACUCUUCCAUUAAUCAAAAGAACUUGACGAAACUGGAAGCGUUGGUAGCUAAUGAUUGUUGCUUCCGGGACUAUUUUUUCCCUAAACCGUUCCAAGGGAAAAAGGAAGUUAUGCAUUUCCUCGAACAACUUACCACGUGCAUGGGUGAUCACAGAAACAUGAGAUUUAAUGUUGAGCUUGUAUGCGAAGGGAACGACUAUACAGUUGCUUUCAAUUGGCACUUGGAUUGGAAAAAGAUAGAGGUCCCUUUUACUAGAGGAAGCAGCUGUUUCUCACUAUCAGUGAAUGAAGAUAAACUACUUAUCAAGAAAGCACAAGUUUUCAUUGAAUCACCUAUCAAAUUAGGAGUUGUGGCACUGGCUAUAUUCAAGAGUGUGACUUCAAUAUUCGAUGCAUUUCCAGCAGCUACAGAAUGGUUCUUAAAGAGCCCGCAUACUAUGUUUCGCGUACUAAUAAAGGCAUACAGCAUCGGCAUACAUCCUGUGAUAAGUCCAUUCCUAGCCUGGUACAUCAAGCUACUGAAUCUCACAGCUUGCAUUCUAACCACUACUCUCAAUAUUCUGCAUUACAUAGCCAAGAUUUUUCACAAGUAAUCCACAGAGUGUGGUGGCCUGUUUCACCACCAAUCACCAUCUACAUUUCUUUGUAUUUUGGAAUCAUUGUGACAAAAAUUCGCCUAACAAUGAUGAACCAUUUUUAUUCUAAUUAAAUACACUGAUUAUCCCUCUA